Molecule: messenger RNA, 2043 nt
Organism: Puccinia graminis f. sp. tritici CRL 75-36-700-3
Lineage: Eukaryota; Fungi; Basidiomycota; Pucciniomycetes; Pucciniales; Pucciniaceae
Exons: 4
Coding region: 1-2043 (680 amino acids)
Source: RefSeq, a predicted model, not a curated record
AUGCCAUUUUUGUAUAAUCUACUCAUGGGGAAGCUGGAAAGACCAAGCAAUGGGAACGAUUCUGAAGACAGCGAUUCGAGUGAAGAUGGCUCCAUCGAUCUUUCCGCUUUCGAAGAUCCAGCUCCUCCCGACAAUCUGCCGGUAUCUACUCUCCAAGCUGAUCCAUUGGAAGACCCGAACCCGAGAAUUCCUAUUUCCUUGACUGAAGACGAUGCAAAUGAAGUUGACUCCAAUGUCUUACGCCCAAGCCGUAAUCCUUUAAUCCGUAGACAAAAACAAAACGAGGACAUUGCUAGAACAAUCUGCUCGAUGGUUGCAUUUGGGCGUAACCGGCGCCAUAAUGGACAACAGUUGAUGAACGGUCUUCUUUUCAUCGCAUGCGGGGUCACUGAACGAGUAAGCAGAUACCUGAACUAUGUCGGACUGUCUUGCUCUCGAAGGACUGCCCAUUGUGGGCUAGCAGCGCUUGGGAAGGAGGCGGAGAAAAAGAUAAAGAGACUGUUCUCCAACACCGAUGCAAACAUCUUCUCCCCAGCAGCUUGCAUUGACAACUUGGAUUUUCAACAAUCCAUCCACACUAAGUCUGUAGCCGACUCAAGUACUAUGUUCCACGGGACGUGGGGAUACAUCCAUCACUUGCCGCAUACUUUCUUCAACCAUCUCAACCAUGACGAACUAACUCUUGCCGCAUUGAAACUUGCACUCAAGAAAAGUACCAAUCUUGAAGUUCAACCGCGCCAUUUUGCUCCCACAGUUAUCAGCGAUCGAUAUUUCAAAUUGACGCUCAAGUCUCAGCUCACUAGCGUUUUCCUUCGUUAUGUUGCUUCCUCAAGCCAGAAGAAUCCGCCCCUUGCAGAUCACCCGCCACCAGUCAGACCAAUCAAACUUGAAAAGCCCAACCUUAACAUGCUUAAACUGAUGAUGGCUUCAGACAAUUCAUCUGAAGGCAUUGGUGAUGUGCUUUCGGGUCUCAACAAACAGGCCGGCCUUGAUCCCGAACGCUUUUCAAGUCGACUUCAAAUAAUUGAAGGCGACCUAGGGACUUGUAUGAAUGUCCUGAGUCUUUGUGAACUACGUAUCCCAGCAGCAUAUUCAAAGACAAGUCUUGCAAAUCUCAUUUCGAUCCCUGGAGCAGCUCACACUAUACCAAAUCGACAAGACACCGGAGCUUGGCGAGUCCUCAAGGCCCUAGGAAUCCCUCAAGAAAAACCAGUAACCAAGCGAGAUUUUACAUUGAUGAUAUCCAACAUGGAGAAGAUCCACGAGGCAGAUCUUCUCUAUUGCAUGUUAGUUGUGAUGGGUAUAGAGAAUGAAACCCUUCCCGAAGAACUUCCAAGCAUGACCUCCGCCUCUAUCCAGGAUGUCGUUGAGAAAACUUUUGACCAAUUCUUAUCAGGCGAAGCACUUGAGAUUGCAAUCAACAAAAAACAAACCAAGUUGAUCAAUCUACUUCUAAGAAUUCGAGAUUUUGGAACGGUGAUCGAAGUAAAUCGGGCCACCAAGGCAGGUGAUACAGGCCGACUGAUUUUCAUGUGGAAACGCUGGGCUGUGAUGGGCCAAGGUUUAAAAAAACUAGUUCACUAUUCCCGUCACCUUCCACAACUAAUUCUCCUUCUAGAGGUCAUCCUUCCGAAGUCGCUUGCCAACGUCAUCGAGAACUUGAUGCUCCUGUGUCCUUCAGGGCGAGAAGGGCACUUUGUAGCAACUGACUUCUAUCUAGAAGUUCAAAACUUUUGGCUUAAAUACUUCUACAAUCAUUCGGGUAUUGGGACCAACAUAAAGCGCUUAAGGGAUGUUUUUUCUAUCAACAUUCCAGUGCUCAAAAGCCUGAUGCAGGUACUUAAUAGAGAGUCGGGAAUGAAUGUCGUUCAGCAAUCACAUAAAAAUAAGAUAAAAAAUGUGUCGAUCAACUCAUUUGUCAGAUUUGCAAAGCAGUACAACAUCUGCUUGGACGAGGAUAAACCCAAAGAUUUUGUCCCAACAUCCAUUUCCGAUGUUUACCAACAGGGUAUUGAUGCGAUCCAGGAGGACUGGAUCGACUGA